This is a messenger RNA of Eriocheir sinensis (Chinese mitten crab), 9552 nucleotides long. RefSeq lists its product as uncharacterized. The transcript is spliced from 10 exons. Gene Ontology annotation, molecular function: tRNA binding; S-adenosylmethionine-dependent methyltransferase activity. Gene Ontology annotation, cellular component: cytoplasm; nucleus. Gene Ontology annotation, biological process: tRNA wobble uridine modification. Bases 686 to 6076 code for a protein of 1796 amino acids. The record is from RefSeq and is a predicted model, not a curated record. Lineage: Eukaryota; Metazoa; Arthropoda; Malacostraca; Decapoda; Varunidae.
CUCUCUCUCUCUCCCUCUAUCCCUCGUCUCCCUUCCCUCCUGGCCUCUUUCCGGCAGGAGGAGGAGGAGGAGGAGGAGAACCAGGAGGAGGAGGAGGGACUACGUACGCGCCGGCUAGCUCUCUACGGCGUUGCUGACGUCACCUCUGGAAAAUCAAUACCACAGUAAGGUUCGGAGGUGCAGUGAGCGGCCGCGGGUCGGGCGAAGCGAGGCGCCCUGUACUGUCUCUCCCGGGAUGGCCAGCGCGGAGGGCGAGCCGUGUUAGUGGACAGUGCCAGUUAGUGCCUAGGGCUGAGGUGCAGUGCCAGUGACCUCCACCCCCCAUCACCACCCCCAGCACCCCCUCCCCGCCACCUCUCUCCGGCAUGAAGGACCAAUGGAGAGGUGUGAUGACGUAAGCAGUAUGGGUGACACCGAGCCCCUCAUCACCACCACCACCACCACCACCAUCACCACAUUCACCACCACCACCAACACCACCACCGCCGCCGCCACCACCCCUGGCCCCGAACCCGCCACCUCCACGCCCAAACACGCCCACGCUAAUGCCGGAUGAGGGCGGUGGGCGGCAGUGAGGGUGGUGCUGCUGCUGCUGCUGGUGCGGGUGUGGGCGGGGCGUGUCGGCGCGAGGGUGUGCGGCGGGCGUGGAGGGCGCGGCGGGCGUGGUGGUGGGCGGGGCAGCAGCAUGAGUCCGGAGGAAAGUCGCAAGGAGAGGGAGGCUCGCUCGCUGGCCCUCGAGCGCGCCUAUGUGCACGAUGUCUAUGACCAGAUCUCGGCCCACUUCUCCAGCGGCAGGCACCGAGUGUGGCCCCGCGUCAGGCAGUUCCUCCUCGACCUGGAGCCCGGGUCAUGCGUCGCCGAUGUGGGUUGUGGGAACGGCAAGUACCUGCACGUUAACCAGAAGGUGAUGAAGGUGGGAGUGGACCGAUGCCUUAACCUCACCAACACCGCCAAGGAGCGAGACCACGAGGUGAUGGUAAGCGACAACUUGACCUUACCGUUCCGCGACGAGGCCUUCGACGCCGCCCUCAGCAUCGCCGUCAUCCAUCACUUCGCCACCACGGAGCGGCGCGUGCGGGCCCUCAGGGAGCUGGCGCGCAUUCUGAGGAUAGGGGGCAGGCUUAUGAUCAGUGUGUGGGCCAUGGAGCAGCGGCACAGGAAGUUCGAGUCCCAGGACGUGUUAGUGCCGUGGCAUCGCCCGGAACACUCCUCGAGCGACGACAAGACCUCCAGCAUCGAGCGCGACCUCAACUCCACCACGACGGAUGACGACGAUGUGCUGCACUACCACGCCCACAACCACAGCGAUAGUGACUCCUGCCCCUCCAACAGGCAUGGGGGUCGGAAGAACGGGCGGAGACGAACACGGUCUCGCGCCAUAGACCCCAUUGGUGCGGCGUCCUCCUCCCAGAGCUCCUCCGACCUAAGUAGCCCCAACGAAUCCUGCUACAGCUUCGUGCGGCGGGCCCUACAGGUAGCCUCCGACAAUAGCAAGCAGAAGCUGACAAGUAGUCGUCGCGGUUCGUCGUCGUCGGGCAAGUCGUGGUUCCUGCACGGCGGCGGGCUGUCGGCCUUCAAGGCUGACAGCCUGGGCAUGGAGGUGGGCGGCACGUGCGAGCCGCGGCCGUCCCUCAGCGGAGCGGGUCAGCGGCCCUCCGUCAGCAACGACGGCUCCCUCGACUCUCAGGAGAACCUGGACGACGUGCCUAUCGAGCUGCGGCACCUGGAGCCCGACGACCCGGCGCUGCUCGACAUCCCGCUCUCGCCGCUGCCGCUGCUGCCGCCGCCGUCCGGCGCCGCCUCGGGGGACCCGGAGGGCAAGGCCAAGUCCAAGAGCCUUACGGACCUGGUCCAGGCAUCACCGCGCUCCCUCGGGGGUCCGUCGGCGGGGGCCCAGGGCUCCUCGCUCUUCCCGAGGGAGAAAUCUGUGAGUCGUGAAGGCCUAGCUUCGGGGUCAUCUAGCGAGGCGUCCACCAGCGUCCUGCGCUCCAAGUCAAGCUCGUCGUGUUUGUCACUGUCGAGCCGCGAGCUGGUGGUGGACGGGGAGCGUGGCGGCGGCGCCCUCAGGAAGGUGCCCAGCGACGGCCUCAGCGCUGGCAGCGGUGACGAGGAUAAGAGGAAAGGCGGUGCUGUUGACGAUGACAAGGGGGCCGUGGCGGCGAGGAAGAGAGGACCAAAGGACGGCGAAGAAGGGGUAGACUUAGAUAAAGGUGCAGUGCCAGGCAGUGCGGGGCACGCGGGAAGUGUAGCAUUAGGUGACAGUGGCUUGACGGAGGUUGUCGCGGGCAGUCCCCCGCCUUCGGGUAGAAAGAGACCUACCCUCAAGAAGCAGAAAGCCUCCAUUAACGAGGGCGACGCGAGUGACGUGGAGGCGCCCAUCGUGAUCGAGAUCAGCCAGGCGCCGCGCGCAGCGAGCCAGGAGGAGGCGACGCCGGAGCAGGACGAGGACCACCUCAGCAUACCCAAGGGCCCCGGCAUCGUCAAGCAGAGUUCCCUCAACGACGAGUUCAUCUGCAUCGACCGGUUUCUGGAGAAAGAGAAACUGAAGCAGAGCAUUCAGAAGCAGAGUUCCCUUAACGAGGACCUGAUCUACGGCAACAGGCCCGAGCGGCGGGAGAGCCUCCGGGAGUCCCUCUUCACCACACAGUUUCGGAGGCUCCAGAACAUCCGAGAGAGCUUCCAGCGCCUCCGCACGGCGAGCCUUGACCGCUUUGAGAGGGAGAAAUCAGACUCGUCCAUCAAGAAGGGCCUCGUGAAGCUCCUGCAGUCGUGGAAAAGCGAGAUCCUGGUGCCAAAAGACGGCAAGACCGGCUACUUCUCCCGCGACGGGGCGGAGGACGAGGCGGAGGACGCCGAGGGUCAAGGCGCCGACGCCGCCAACUCCGGCACCAUGACGGACGACCAGAAACACACGGAUGCGCGCCGCAGGGGCCAGGGGAUGAUCCACCAACUGGGGCGGUCCUGUGAUAGCGCGGAGGCUCUGAGGACGUGUUUAGUGGAGAAAAAGUUACUGAGUAGGGAGCCCAGUGAACGGAAACCUUCCCGCGAGGAGAGUUCGGACAGCUCCAAAGAAAACAGCUUCCAGAGCGACACGAGUCUGGACUCCGAGGACAGCUGUGUGUCUGUGAUAUUCGUGCCCAAGCCGGGCCAGGCCGGGGCCGCGGACGCUGACAAGGAGAGGCAUCGGUCCGUCUCCUCGGAGUCCUCGGAAGGCUCGGACAAACAACACUCCCCGAAGUCCCCAAGGUCCCCCAAGUCCCCCAAGUCCCCGGGCCCCAGCGGCGGCCGGUACUUUACGCCCACACGCUACCUGGGGGCCAAGGGCGGCGUGAAGGCGGGGCCCAAGAUGGGGACGCAGGUGCUGGGUGGGGCGAGCAGACCCGAGCCUCAGCGCCGCAUCAGCCCUCCCUCAGACGCCCAGCCGGAGGCCUCGGUCACCCUUGCACCGGCUCCGGGGUCCACCUCCGCCCCUGCCAGUGCGGCCGUCACGGAAAAGAGUAAAGUCGAGGCGACUACAGCGACGGCGACGUCGACGACGAAGACGGUGGCGGCGACGGUGGCGAUGACGGUGGCGGUGACGACAACGGCACCGGCGGUGCGAGAAAUGCCAGGCAUCAAGACGGUGGCGAGCGGGGCUCCGAGGCCCGUCCUGGGGCGUGCCGGCAGUGGCUUGGCGCGGGUGCUGGGGCACAGCGGCUCCACGCCCCCCGCCACGCCGCCGCCCACCGCCACGGGCUCCUACUUCUCCCACCACACCCCGGUGCCCCCCAGGAACACCGCCUCCACCGAGCCCCUGCCGCCGCCACAGCCCUCGCCGCCGUCAGCGAGGCAUCAGGAGUCCUCGGCAGGGAGCAGGGCGCCGCCCCCCAGCAGCGUCGUGCCCCCGCUGCAGCCUCCCCCGGCGGGCUCCUCCGGCGGCAAGCAGCACGCCAUCAAGUACGAGCCUCAGGUGGUGAAGCGGGACAGCAGCUUCACGCAGCAGCUGUCCUCGCUGCUGCUCGGCGAGAACAUCGAGAUCAUCCGCAAGACGGGCACCAGCGGCAGCAGGAACGUGCAGAUCGUGCGCAAGACCGUGCCUCGCUACCUCACCUUCGACGUGUUCAACCCCGAGACGGACGACCUGGACAGCGACUCCUCGGCCUCGUCGUCGCCGCACUCCGGCUCGUCGGUCAUCGAGCGCGGCUGGCCCACCGAGAAGGACAUCGAGGAGCUGGACCGCGAGAUCAAGCGGCGGGAGGAGGAGGAGCGGCGGCGGGCGGUGCCUUCCCCGGGGGCUGCAGCGCCGGCAGAGCGGAGCGCGCCGCCGCCCGCUGAGAUGCCCAAACUGUCGCUGGUGGAGGACGUGCACCGCAUGGACACCAUCAGCGAGGACGUCAGGGAACACUCAGGGUCAGAGGUGUACGGUGGUCGCAGGGACAGGCGGCGCGAGACAGCACCAGGCCCGCCGGCAGCCCUCAGCAGGCCGCCCGGCAGCCGCGCCUUCGUCGACCAGACCCUCGGGGCGUCGCGGCGGGAGGCUGAGAGCGGGAAGCAGCGUUCUGUCAGCGUGGGGUCGGCGCCCCCCGCGGACAAGGCGGUGAUGAGCCCAAGCUUCCUCAGCACACCCUCGCCGGGCCCCGGGGCAGCGGGAGGGGCAGGGGCGGGGGAGGCCACGGCAGAGGGCGGCCUCAAGAGGAGCCCCAAGGCCCGGCGAAAGAUGACCAUCGCCCACCUGGAUCACCUACCGCCCCUCCAGCCCCCACCGGAGCACAAGCCUGAGCCGCGGAGGCCCAGCCGCAGCCCCGAGCCUCUGCUGGAGCGGCCCAGCCUGCGCGGCCGCGUGCCGGAGCGCCACCACCAGCAGGCCAAGGCGCUGUCCCCGUUGGGUGCCGACCCGCUCACCCGCGGCGGCGACAUGCGACCCUGGGCGGAGGCGGCCAUCAAGCCCAUCACCGAGACCGUCAACCUGCCGCCUCCCACCUCCUGGCGCGGCCGCUAUUCCCCAGAGAGUGUACUCAAGGGCCUCUCAGAGUUCGACAAGAAGAAGUCUCAGGAAGCGAAGAAGAGCGGCCUUGACCUGCCCUUCGGGUCGCCUAGCCGCGGCACUCUCUCGCCCAGCAGUAGCGUGUCCUCCACCUCCCCCUCCGUCCCCAAGGAGCUCGGGAAGGAGGAUUCUGCCUCCAGGAGUCCACUGCUCAGCUCCCCGACGCCCUCCACCAGCAGCGGGGAGUCCCGCUCGGGGUCGCACGUGGCCAUGUCGCUAUUCCGAGAUAGUCCCUUCUCGCUGGACCUGUUCAAGAUGAACCGCAGCGAGAGCAGCCUGCCGCUGCUCAGCCCCGAGGACCAGCGAGCCAACCACGGCACCUUCAGGGAGUCACCGCGGCCCCUGCUGCUCCCGGGCUCAAAGCGGACUUCCAGGCCGGGAGUGGAGGCUGAGGCGCAGGACAAAGAGACCAGCCCCAAGGGACAUAAGGAGGAGGCGGCGCACGCCAAGGAGGAGAGCCACGCACGGCCGCGGCGGCAACACUCCAGCCCCCUCAAGGUGCGGAUCGAGGACACCAAGACGCAGCGGGACGGCGAGGACGGAAAAAAGACCAAGUGUCGCCUAUGUGCGCGCGAGAACGAGAAGCGGCAGAAGAAGCUUCAGGAGGAGCAGGCGGCCAAGAUCCAGCUGUCCCGCGAGCAGAUGCUGGCGGGGGGCGCGAGGCGGCGGGCGGCCACCCAGGGCAGGGCUGACGGGGCGCGCAGGGGGGAGUUACGCCCACAGGGGUCACUGGACUCAGCCACGGAGCAGAAAGAGUCCGCCUCGACGAGGUCAACGCCGCCGCUGGUGCGGAGCGGCUCCCUAGACCUGGAGAAGGCGGAGAAGACGCAAAAGAUGAACAGCCUCAGCCGCGACGCCUCCACCUCGCAGGACUCCCUCCAGAGCGACAUGGGGGGCGCGCCCACGCUGCACCGCUACUACCACGUGUUCCGCGAGGGCGAGCUGGACCAACUCAUCGAGAAGUACGUCCACAACCUGCACAUCAUCUCCUCCUACUACGACCACGCCAACUGGUGCGUCGUGGCCGAGAAGGUGCAGGUGUGGACCAUAUGAGUGUGUGUGUGUGUGUGUGUGUGUGUGUGUGUGUGCACCGAGCCGCCGCCGCCGUCGGCCAGGUGGUGGAGGCGCUGCAGCUGCCGCGGCGGCGCUGACGUGAGUGGAGCUCUGUGUUUACUGAAGCGGGUACUGAACUUAUGUUUACUGAGCACGCCACGCCGUCUGGUCCGAGUGACUGCCGGACGACUCCAAGACUGAGGAGCAAACUGACACGAAGUGAACCGAACUAAGUGUAUUGCUGCCGCCCUGCCACGAGUCACGUCACGUCUCGUCUCGUCACGUCAACUGAUCCGCCGCCGAUGAUGAUGAUGAGGAGGAUGUUGAGGUGAAAUGACACUCAGUAAGAAAAACGAUCCCUUUUUUAUCAUCACGUUAAAAGAGAUAAAAAAAGAAAAAAAAUACGGACGAACUGGAAACCUUUGUCGCCUUAACGCUGUCAGAAUGAACUAUCAAUCAACACGACUUCCUUAGCACUACUACUACUACUACUACUACUACUACUACUACUACUACUUAGAGACACUUACGUAACAUUGACUGGGUGGUGAAUUGAGAUUAAUGUGUGUGUGUGAGAGAGAGAGAGAGAGAGAGAGAGAGAGAGAGAGAGAGAGAGAGAGAGAGAGAGAGAGGACAGAGGACGAGACCAAUGACAAUGCGAAUGAAUGUAAAAAAAAAUAUAUAUAUGGGAAACAAAACAUACAAAUACGGAAUUGGCAAAAAAAAGAAAGACAAAAAAAUAUAUAUAUAUCCACAUGAGGGUAGGGGAGAAUAAGACAAGAUAUAUAUAACCAAAGAGUAAACAAGAAAAUAAGAUAAGCAAAAAAAAUGAAGAAAAUGGGGGAAUGAGUGACCUUUGCUUGCUUACGAGAAGACAGUUAGCUUCCCGUCUUCUUUCAAUGAUCUCGUCAAAGAAAACGGCACUGCCACCUUGAUUGAUAGACUGAAGGAGUAACUUGUAUAAUUAAGUCAUUGUUUAUUAACGCUCUAGGGAAUAAGUUGCUUCCUAUGUCCACUUUGAACACACAUUUACCGAUCCUCUUUUGUCUCUCCUUGCAAGUUGAGUUAUGUCCAUUAUAUUGAUUGAUUCGUGUUACUGUACCGGUGUGUGUGUGUGUGUGUGUGUGUGUGUGUGUGUGUGUGUGUGUGUGUGUGUGUGUGUGUGUGUGUGUGUGUGUGUGUGUGUGUUCCUCUUCGUUACAAACACUAAUUCAAACAACCCACUCUUGCUCCAACACUCAAACAUACAUAAGCAAUUGUUUUUGUCAUCUCUUAACACUCCAUCUGAUUCAACAGAUGUAUUCCAACAGCUUCGAGUCCCUCAGAAACUUUCACAGCUACAAACUUAACAUUUACAAACACUCAAACACUCCUUCCUCACUCAGACAUACUUAAACAUACUCAAUCAGCGUUUUUUUUCUUCAUCUCUUAACACUUAUCUUAUUAAUCAGAUCUAUUUCAACAAUUUCGAGUCCCUCAGAGACCGUAACAGUUACACACUUAACAUUUACAAAUACUCAAACACUCAUUCCUUCCUCACUCAAACUUACUUAAAACAAACUCAAUCAGCGUUUUAUUUCAUCUCUUAACAGUUCAUAUUAUUCAUCAAAUCUAUUUCAACAGCUUCGAGUCCUUCAGAAACAGUAACAGAUACAAACUUAAGUUGCAAAUACUCAAACACUCAUUCCUUCCUCACUCAAACUUACUUAAAACAAACUCAAUCAGCGUUUUAUUUCAUCUCUUAACAGUUCAUAUUAUUCAUCAAAUCUAUUUCAACAGCUUCGAGUCCUUCAGAAACUUUAACAGCUACAAACUUAACAUUUACAAAUACUCAAAUACUCCCUCCUUCUCCCUCCAACAUACUUAAACAUACUCAAUCAGCUUUUAUUUUCAUCUUUUAACAGUUCAUCUUAUUCAGUAUAUCCAUUUCAACAGUUUCGAGUCCUUCAGAAAAAGUAACAGCUACAAACGUAAUAUUUACAAGCACUCGAAUAUUCAUUCCUUCCUCACUCAAACUUACUUAAAACAUACUCAAUCAGCGUUUUUUUCAUCACUUGACACUUCACCUUAUUCAUCAGAUCUAUUUCAACAGUUUUGAGUCCCUCAGAAACAGUAACAGUUACACACUUAACAUUUACAAACACUCAAACAUCGACUCCUCCUCUACCUCCUCCUCUCACGUCAAAUCCAAACACACACAAGCAAGUACUAUUUCCUCUCAUCUCUUCUACAACAUUUCUCCGCCAUAUUCACUAACAUCUAUUAUUCCAACAGCCUUUCAGCUUCACGCCCUUCAGAAACUUGAACAGCCACAAAAAUAAAUCACUCUCCGUCGUUCAUUUCGUUCAGAUUUCCACAUUUGCCGAUUUCAUAAUGGUGCAUGGUAAUGGUGAUGACGACGUUGAUGAUAACAAUGGUAAUGAUGGUACUUAUGAUGCUGGGUAUGGUAUUCAGUCGUCUAUUACACGCGCGAACUGACGUCGAUGCGAUUUUGUUUUGAUCUAUAAAUGCUCGAAGUGAGGUGUUGAUGCGAUUUUGUUUUGAUCUAUAAAUGCUCGAAGUGAGAUGUCGAUGCGAUUUUGUUUUGGUCUAUAAAUGCUCGAAGUGAGGUGUUGACGCGAUUUUGUUUUGGUCUAUAAAUGCUCGAAGUGAGAUGUCGAUGCGAUUUUGUUUUGGUCUAUAAAUGCUCGAAGUGAGAUGUCGAUGCGAUUUUGUUUUGGUCUAUAAAUGCUCGAAGCGAGGUGUCGAUGCGAUUUUGUUUUGGUCUAUAAAUGCUCGAAGUGAGGUGUCGAUGCGAUUUUGUUUUCUCUCUACCUUUACUUAAUCUUUAACAAGUAACUAUAACCAACCCUAAACAAUAGACUCUUGAACUUUCCUUAACUCUUGACCCCAAACCCUCCUCCCCUCUCCACCCCCUGAGGAAGGCGCAAGAAGGGAGGAUCAGGGAGGGAAGAAGGGAUCAGGGGCGCUACUCCUCUGUAAGUGUGUGUGUGUGUGUGUGUGUGUGUGUGUGUGUGUGUGUACAUAUGAGUGAACCUGCAACAGCCACAACUCUACUCAUAAGAACAAAAUAAAAAUACGUAUAAUAUAUCAGUAGGAUCAGGGAGGGAAGGGAAGGGAUUUGGGCGCGUCUCCUGUCUGUGUGUGUGUGUGUGUGUGUGUGUGUGUGUGUGUGUACAUAGGCGAGUAUAAGUGAAUGAACCAUCAGCCACAACACUAUUACUAAGAACAAAAUACGUAUAUAUCAGUCUCUUCCCUUUACCACUAGGGGGCGCGUCGUCUGAGAGGGCUGUGAUGCGUGUGAGAGAGAGAGAGAGAGAGAGAGAGAGAGAGAGAGAGAGAGAGAGAGAGAGAGAGAGAGAGAGAGAGAGAAGUGUCCUUUCCGGGAUCGGUGUGGGUUGCGACUCUAUUCGCCUCCCUUCACAAUGGCGACUCUGUUCUUUGUACAAACUGUAUUAUAUAUAACGAAUUAUUCA